AGCCACCCGGGCGCGGAGGUGACGGUGCUGGACCUCUUUGACCGGGGCUGUCCCAAUCCCAUUUUUGGGAGCCACCCGGGCGCGGAGGUGACGGUGCUGGACCUCUUUGACCGGGGCGCGUCGCUGCGGCCGCUGUGGCUGCAGGUGGCCGGGUUCCGCCGGGCGCUGGCGCCCAUCAUGGCCAACGCGGCCCGGGGGGUUCACCUGCUGGGCUACAGCCAGGGGGGUCUCAUCUGCCGGGCGCUGCUGGCCACGACCCCCGACCACAACGUGCAGAGCUUCAUCUCCCUGGCAGCGCCGCAGAUGGGCCAGUACGGGGACACCGAUUACCUGAAGUGGCUUUUCCCCCGGCACAUGAAAUCCAACCUGUACCGGCUCUGCUACACCCCCCUGGGCCAGGGCGUGUCCAUCUGCAACUACUGGAAUGACCCCCACCACCGGGAGCUGUACCUGAACAGCAGCGACUUCCUGGCGCUGCUCAACGACGAGCGGCUGCACCCCAACGCCUCAGACUGGAAGCGGAACCUGCUGCGGAUCCAGCGGCUGGUGCUGAUCGGGGGCCCCGACGACGGCGUCAUCACCCCCUGGCAGUCCAGCCUUUUUGGGUUCUACGACGCCAACGAGACCGUGCGGGACAUGGAGGCGCAGCCGGUGUUCCUGCAGGACACGUUCGGCCUGCGCUCGCUCUGGGCCCGGGGCGCUCUGGGCGGCUGCGCCGUGCCCGGGGUCCCUCACACGGCCUGGCACAGCCACAGGGGGGUCUACGAGAAAUGCAUCCGGCCCUGGCUCACCUAGGCCAUCCUAUGGAUUCUAUAGGGGAUUUAUAGGGAUUUAUGGGAUUUAUAGGGGAUUUAUGGGGUUUUUAGGGGGGUCUGUAGGGGAUCCAUGGGCCUGGCACAGCCACAGGGGGGUUUAUGAGAAAUGCAUCCGGCCCUGGCUCACCUAGGGGAUCCUAUAGAUUCUAUAGGGGAUUUAUAGGGAUUUAUGGG
This is a messenger RNA of Lonchura striata (white-rumped munia), 989 nucleotides long. The record is from RefSeq and is a predicted model, not a curated record. Lineage: Eukaryota; Metazoa; Chordata; Aves; Passeriformes; Estrildidae.